UAGCCAAAGGCCUAAACAUGGAAGUAGAACCAACUGAAAGGCAAGUAGACAAGGCCUAGAGAAAAGAAACUUCGGUUGAUAACUUGAUGUGUCAGGAGCCGAAGAGAAGACGAGGCUAUGGCGACAUUUGAUUCACAGGAAAAUACUGAUAAUGGACUUUCUGCAGCAAUUCUGUCAGAUUCUGAAAUGAAAAAACAGUCUAAAGAUGUUGACUCUGGUACAUUGCAACCAGAAGUUGACACAUCACCAGUGGGAGGAGACACAAAUUCACCAGUAGAGGGCGCUACAGCUUCACCAGUAGAUGGUGCCACAGCUUCACCAGUAGACAGCGCUACAACUUCACCAGUAGAGGGCGCUACAGCUUCACCAGUAGAUGGCGCUAAAGCUUCACUAGUAGACGGUGCUACAGCUUCACCAGUAGACGAUGCGACAGCUUCACCAGUAGAGGGCACUACACCUUCACCAGCAGGUGUCGCUACAGCAGCACCGAUAUCGGUGGUAGAUAAAGUUUCACCGGCAGGUGAUGCCAAGUCCAAUGUGAACAAUGAUACAGUGCAAAGAAUCCUGGGCACGAUCUUUGGACAAUGUACUGGGGACACCAUUGGACUGCUUACAGAGUUUUUAACAAAGAAAGAAUGUGAAACGUACUACAAGACAGUGAAAAAAGACCUAGAAUUCUUCCACAAGGUGAUUGUUUGUGAUGGCCAUCGCACACGAUGGAAAGUUGGCGACUGGACAGACGAUUCUGACCAGAUGAUACUUAUAUUGCUGUCACUUAUUGAGAAGCAAGGCAAGGUUGAUGUAUUUGAUUAUGGAAGACGGAUAAAGAACUGGUCACAGAAAGGAUUUGCUGAGUUAGGAGAUUUUGUCGGAAUGGGCCAAGGGAAGACAACUCUGACUGUACUCAGAAACCCAGAAUAUGUGAACGAUCCACAUGCUGCCGCCGACCUGGUGUGGACGGCUAAUGGUAAAGUUAUGGCUCCCAAUGGAGCUGUGAUGAGGACAAGUAUCUUGGGGGUCCACAUGUAUGAAGAUAUUGACCUGGUGGUAAAGAAUGCCAUUGCCAUUGCAAGAACAACUCAUGCUGAUCCAAGGUGUCAGGCAUCAGCCGUGGCUGUUUGUGUGGCUAUAGCCUUGCUGUUACAGCGACAGCCGAAACAUUUGGACAAGAAAGGGAAUUAUAACAUAAAAGCAAUCAUCAGUGAUUGUUACGACCAUGCAUCAAAGUGUCUGGAAACAGAAAAAGAGAAAAAAGAACUGAAGACAUAUCUGAAGUGUACAAAGCUGAAAGAUUUAAAACUGGAUGAAAGCCAAAAAAUAGGAUACACUUACAAAUCCAUGGGGUCGGCUUUCUGGGCUUUAAAGCAAACAAAUUUCAGGGAGGCGAUUACAGAAAUAGUAAUGGAGGGAGGGGAUGCGGACUCCAAUGCCUGUGUAGCCGGUGCAGUAUUGGGAUGUAAAUAUGGUGUGGGGUCGAUACCUUCCUGCUGGACACAUAAACUACUUCACAAGGAAUGGCUGGAGGCCAUUAUUGACAGGUACUUCCGUAUGAUGGCAGAGGUAUACGGUAUAGACUUCACACCGUAUUGGACAGGACAUUUAUCAUGACUGUAGAGGAAAUGACAUGCUAUCCUGGUCUUCAUCAAUACUCCUAAAAUGACGUUCUACAUUUCAUUUUAAUAUUUUGUUUUAUUAUUUAUUUACUAUUUUUAUUAAGUUUCUAUGGACUGUUUAUUAAAACCGGGUACUUUAAUGGCAUAGUUCAUACAGAAGCAAUAAAUCCUUGAAUUUCAGCCUUUGCCUUGAUUUUACAAAGAUCAUAAUAAAUCGAAAGCUAGGUAUAGUAGAGCCAAAAUGAAUUAAUUUGUACUAUAGAGCUUUUUUGUUCUAUAACUUGUCAGAGAUACUAAGGAUGUUGAUAGGAGGCUACCAAAAGUUAAGCCCAUAAAAGAUUAAAAACGAAACACCGAAAUCAGAAUGGGAGCUGUGCAAAGCACCUAUAUUUCCAAAUUUUUUGUACUAUCUAAUAUUGUAUUUCACAAGAACAUUAAGUACAUGUGUAUGAACUAAAUUGAAACAAGCAGGUUAUGAAUAACCUCGGGGAUUUAAAAAUCCACCAGCUGAGUGUCUCCCAGUACUGGCAAUCUCAAAGGAUGUACAUGUACAUCACUUGGUAUAAAAUUUGGUAUAAAACUCAGGAAAAGUCCUUGAAUUGUCUUUUAUUUUAAAAUGAAAUACAGAAGAUAAUUGUGUUUUCCUGAAAUAUUCACACAAAAAAUCUACAGAAAGUUGCAAUCAUGAGCUAUAUUUUCUAUUUUUUUUUUUUUCCCCCCCUUUUUUUCGUCUUUGGUGAUUAUGACAGAUAAUGUACAGGUAUACAUAUGUUAAUUGGUAGGGUUUAUUUAGUCACCUGAAUAUAAACAAUAGUUUGAUAUUUUUUAACAUGAAAUGAGUUGUUACGUUUAUAUAUUUAGUUAUUGUAUCAGUAGAUUGACAUAAUGUUGGUACUUCUGUUGUUUUUACGUCGAGAUAGGGAUUACAUGUAUUUCUCUGGUUGUAGAAGUAAAUUUCUCGGGAAACACGUAGGGAACAGAGUGAGCUCCCUGCUGCUUGGUAUACUGUAUUCGACCUAAUAAGCACACCUGCACUUUAAGCACCCCGAACUAUUUCAGGAAAAGGAGAUAGGUGUACAGAUUAAGCAUAUAAAAACUUCCUUACAUCAUUGAUCUUCUUAUAUUAUUUUCAGCCUUUUAACCAAAUACUUUGAAUCGUUUUUGCUUCAAAAGGAUGCAAAUUAUAUUUUUCUUUUUUAAGUUUUCCAAGAAAAUCAUGAAAUAUUUUCUCUGACUAUUGAUUUAUUGAUCCCCUUUCUUUUGUGUCUUUAUAAGCACACAGUUCACUUAUUAGGUCAAAUACGGUAUGAAGGAUGUACUCAUCCUUUUCCAUUUGUUUCUAUUUAAUAUUGUUUAUUUAAAUUGGAUUAUUAAAUGAAAGAAAUAACACAAGUUUUUUUUAUCAGGAGUUUCCAGUUUCUUCCCUAUUUACCAGAUAGUGAAGAUGAUUAUUUAUUUAUAUUUUCUGUCUAGGGUUUUAUCUGUCUGUGCCUUUUCUCAUAAUAUUGUCAGCAUUAAAAUUAUUUCAACAGACUUUUUCCACAAUAGAUGUAUUUACUAAGUGAAAUUGCUAUUUAUUAUGUUUUAAAAUUAAUCAUAUAUGUAACAUGAUAAAUCAUAUAAUUAUGUAGCAUGAUAUUGAAAGAUCAUAUUUAACUAUUAAAAAUGUGCCAUGGCAUUAGAAUGUCAAAUACAUGUAUACAACUGUAUUUUUUUUGUAUAUUUUCAAAAUUAUUAAUUUUCAAUUUAUUUAUUAUUGUUGUUUUAUAUUAAAUAUUUUGUAUAC
Messenger RNA from Pecten maximus, 3399 nucleotides. RefSeq names its product ADP-ribosylarginine hydrolase Tri1-like. The record is from RefSeq and is a predicted model, not a curated record. Lineage: Eukaryota; Metazoa; Mollusca; Bivalvia; Pectinida; Pectinidae. The coding region runs from base 118 to 1608 and encodes 496 amino acids. The transcript is spliced from 10 exons.